AGCGAGCGAGCCGAACCGAGUAGCGCGGCGUGUGGUGUUGGUGUGCUGUGCGAUGAAUAGUUUCAGUCCGAACGUCGACGGGUGACGCAUGUUUCGGUACUUACUAUAAUACUCGGGCCGAGCCGCGAUCGAUCGUGAACUGCUGUGGACGUCACUACGUUCGUUAGUCGCGAGUUUCGCACUCAUGUUGGAGAGUUGUGUUGUUUGUUUGUCAAUCCGCGUUACGUUUGACAAGUGAGAGUGAGAACAAUUUAUUUGGAACCUAGUCAAAACAAUCAAUUUGAUGUGGUCGUGUUUCUUACCUUGUGUACAUACAAAAAAUACUGGAUUACAAAUGGAUAUUACCAAAGUGGCAUCCAAUGGCCCCGCCUCACCAUUAACGCUAUUCAAGAGCGCUCCGCGCGAGGCUAAGAUUCGACCUUUGGUUGGGCCGCUAGUGCUGCCGACGCCGAGCUACGACUCAAACGCCGGCUCUCCGGCCUCGUCACCCUCUACACCUUCCUGUUCCUCUUCAUUCAGCAUCGACAAGACCGACAACCAUGAUACGUUUGGCUUCAGCACCGAUACAAUUGAUAUGCGACGAGAAGAUGAAAGAAUAAAAACGUUCGAAAAAUGGCCAGUCACAUUUCUACCCGGAGAACAGCUCGCUCGGAAUGGAUUUUAUUAUCUUGGCCGCGGAGAUGAAGUACGCUGUGCAUUCUGCAAAGUUGAAAUAAUGAGAUGGGUCGAAGGCGAUGAUCCCGCCAAGGACCAUCAGCGUUGGGCGCCACAAUGCCCAUUCGUUCGCAAGCUGGGCGGCGGCGCCAGCACGGACUCGAGCGGCUCGGGCCGAGACGAGUGCGGCGCCCGCGCGGCCGCCACCAGCACCACGCCCCCACGCAUGGCCGGCCCCGUACACCCACGCUUCGCUUCCGAAGCUGCGCGUUUGCGCAGUUUUAAAGACUGGCCGCGAUGCAUGCGGCAAAAACCAGAGGAACUUGCCGAAGCUGGUUUCUUCUACACCGGUCAGGGGGAUAAGACCAAGUGUUUCUAUUGCGACGGCGGUUUGAAAGACUGGGAAAAUGAUGACGUGCCCUGGGAACAGCACGCGCGCUGGUUCGACCGCUGCGCCUACGUGCAGCUGGUGAAGGGCCGCGAGUACGUACAGAAGGUGAUGUCCGAGGCUUGCGUGGUGACGGCGGCCGAGGCGGAGAAGGACGUGGCGCCGGCCCGGCCGCCCAGCCAGCCCACCACACCCAGCACGCAACCCGAAACGCCGGAAAACUCCGUAGACGAUUCCAAAUUGUGUAAAAUCUGUUAUGCAGAGGAGCGCAACGUGUGCUUCGUACCGUGCGGACACGUGGUGGCCUGCGCUAAGUGCGCGUUGGCGGCAGACAAGUGCCCGAUGUGCCGCAGGACGUUUCAGAAUGCAGUGCGAUUGUAUUUCUCAUGAGAAGAGCCAACGAAUCGAAGGCUCGAUUCUAGUCUUAAGGGACGGUCCGACAGAGCUAUGUGCUGAAACCACGAGCUCCUAUGUCACGUUUCCACAGGCGGAGAAUCCUAUUUAAACUGAUUCCCAGAUAGUUAGAUAGGAACUCGCUAGUGUAACAAGAAAAAUACGCUUAACUGUUGAUAGGUAGAGAUUGAGUCCUUAGGAGCGAGAAGUGUACCUAAUAGUAAAAUAUAUUAAAAUACAUAGGUAAACAUAUUGACAUAUAUGAAGAAGAAUAGAUACGCUUAUUACUUUACUUUAUACAUACUUCAGGUUUAUUCGUGAUAUUACAAGUAUUUAUUUUAUAUUAUAAGCAGCUUUGAAUAAAUUAUAUUGCUUGUUUGCAAUUUCAUCUUAAGUGGGAUUUCGUAAGCCCGUUAAACAUCAUGUUAAAUAGAUACAGCAAAUAAGCCUUUUUGUCUUCAUAUACAGAUAAAAUUAAGUAUUAUUAUGGAAAUUUUCAAAAUUUCUGACUGUGGAAGCGUGGCCAUACAGGGGCCGCCCCGUGAUUUAAUAAAUUAAAAGCGGUGGGGCAAUUUUAAAACUCCGCGUUAAAUAAUAAUUUAUAAGACAAUAUAAUUUUUUGAUGUUAAAAUUAUUUUAAAUUAUUAAUAGAUACAUACAGAACGUCCACAUUUGGGAAAUAUUAAUGUCAAUAUAGUAAACAUAGAUUUUAUUAUACCUAUUAAGACUUAUUUUCACCCAAAAGGCUAGUCUAAAUAACGCAUUAGAUAAAAGUGCAAAAGUUAUAAUACUGUUUUUUUUUUUCAAAAAGUCCAAAAAUGUGCGUACUUCUCAUGUGACAUAAAUGAUGUAAAUAAUUUAAUGUAAAUAUCCUAGUUUAUCGUUUUGUCCCACCGACAAAAGUGUAAAUAAUGUUGAAACAUUUGGCAGCACAAAUAACGAGACUGAUACAAAAAAAAUGCAUUUUCACAUAAAACUUUUCAAAAAUCCGCCUUGUUCCUUGUGCUAGCUAAAUGUAAAUGUGAGUAAAUUUUCUUAAUAAUGCAAAUUCAAGUUGAAUCAUUGAAGCCCUACUGACUGUUUCGGAAUUUAGUUAUUUUAAUGAUAGCAUUUCUAAGACUAAUGACACUGGCGUGCGAUGCUUAUAAGAAAAUAAAUAAGUUGCAUAUCAAUUGUUUGUUAAUAUGCUAACUCCAGAACUUUUUUCUUGACGUUCUAUCACGGAAGGAAUGUAUUUAACAAAUCGCAUUACUGUAUUUGUCAUAGGAAUAUCAUUUGAAGUAGAGGUUUCCUACAAAGGUCAUUUAAUAUUAGUAAAUACAACUCAUGCCACUGAAUUAUAUCGUUUUUGACAUUUAAUAUAAAAAUAAUAAAUAAGAAACUUAAUUUAAACGGCGUAUUAAAUUGUUUUUCAUAUGUGAUUACUAUUUCAUUAUUAAUAAAAGUUGUUAAAUCAUA
Helicoverpa armigera (cotton bollworm) is the source of this 2893-nucleotide messenger RNA. RefSeq names its product Death-associated inhibitor of apoptosis 1 (gene Iap). Lineage: Eukaryota; Metazoa; Arthropoda; Insecta; Lepidoptera; Noctuidae. The transcript has 2 exons. The record is from RefSeq and is a predicted model, not a curated record. Gene Ontology annotation, cellular component: nucleus; cytoplasm. Bases 284 to 1432 code for a protein of 382 amino acids.